AUGUUGGGAGUUUCUGGAGAAUUGUCAAACUACACCAUGAAGACAUGUAAUGGGGAAAGAGAAACCAAGGGAAGAAAUCUGAGUGGUCUUAUUGUGGAAUCUCUUGAUGGGGCGACCAAGAUAGAAGCACCAAGCUUGCUAGAAUGUGCGGAAAUCCCAGGAAAUAUGUCGGAGAUUGCUACACCAGAGGUAGCGAUGGCCUUUCCUCACUUGAAGUCGAUAGCAGGACAGAUCCCACCUUUGAAUAAGAGUAGUAAUGUGCUGCUGUUGUUAGGACGUGAUGUCCCGCAAGUACAUAAGGUUAGAGAGACACGCAAUGGGCCCAACAAUGCACCAGGGGCUCAGAGGCUGGAUCUGGGAUGGGUAGUUGUUGGAGAAGUUUGUCUUAAUGGAGUUCAUAGGCCAAAAACUAUCUCUACACUUCGCACACAGGUACUCAUAACUGGUAGGCCCACAACUUUACAACCGUGUCCGAAUACAUUUCAAAUCCAUACAUUAUUUGAUGACAAAGAUGAUUUCCUCAGUCUAUCAGUUGAAGAAAGAAAGUUUCUUGAAAUCAUGGAAAAGGAAGGCGGACUUCGGGAUGGCAAGUGGACAGCACCGCUGCCUUUCAAGAAGCCAAGAGAACGUCUCCCAAAUAAUAGAGAGCAAGCAUGGUCGCGAGCUCAAAUACUCAGGAAAAGCAUGGACAGAAAUCCUCUUAAAACACAACACAUGCUUGAUUUCAUGGAUGGAGUUAUCAAUAAAGGGCAUGCAGAAGUUGCUCCUCCAUUGAAGAAUGAUGAAGAAUGCUGGUUUUUACCGUUGUUUGGUGUGUACGACCCAAAAAAGAAAGACAAGAUAAGGGGAGUCUUUGAUUCUUCCGCCACAUUUUGUGGUUUGUCACUAAACAAGGUGCUUCUUAAAGGACCUGACUUCAACAAUGACUUAGUUGGUGUGCUAAUGCGCUUUAGGAAACAAGCUGUUGCAGUAUCUGCGGAUGUAGAAUCCAUGUUUUAUUGCUUUGAAGUCGCAGAAAAGCAUAGGAACUUUUUGCGUUUUUUCUGGUAUGCAGAUAAUGACUACGAUAAGCCGCUAAUAGAGUACAGAAUGAGGAAGCAUGUUUUCGGAAACAGCCCAUCCCCAGCCGUCGCAUGCUUUGGACUAAGGGACGUGGUAAAGGAUUCUGAACCAGAUGUUAGAGAGUUUGUCAACAGGCAUUUUUACGUUGAUGAUGACCUUGUUUCAUGUAAGGACUCAGAGUCUGCAAUAUCAUUACUGAAACGAACUAAGCAGGUGCUGAUGCAGCAAGCACAGAUUAACCUUCACAAGAUUGCCUCUAAUUCACAAAUGGUGUUGGAUGCAUUUGCACCAGUGGAAAUUGUCCAGGGUGUUAGAGAUUUCAACGUUUGUGAGGAAGAUGUACCUUUGCAAAGGACACUGGGUGUGCAGUGGCGUUUAAGAGACGACAUGUUUACCUUUAACAUAGAUUUAGGCGAGGAGCCAUAUACAAAACUAGGUAUGUUGUCCACUAUCAAUGGAGUGUUUGAUCCUUUGGGAUUUGUGGCUCCCGUGAUGAUUCAAGCAAGGGUACUAUUUCGCAAAAUGAUCACCUCAUCUACAGACUGGGAUGAAGAGUUGGCGGGUUGUUACCUUCAAGAAUGGAAAUCUUGGAAAAAUGAUUUAAAAGAACUACAAAACGUUUCAGUACCACGUGCGUACCCACUUACCUUUGGUGAAAUGGUUGGACUUCAUGUGUUUUGCGACGCAUCGGAAGUAGCAGUUGCCGCCGUAGCCUACUUGGUCAGUAAAGAGGGUGAACAGAGACACACAGGUCUUGUCUUUGGUAAGUCGAGGUUAGCACCGAAAGCGGGACACAAUCCCUAG
Anneissia japonica is the source of this 1866-nucleotide messenger RNA. RefSeq lists its product as uncharacterized. The transcript has a single exon. Lineage: Eukaryota; Metazoa; Echinodermata; Crinoidea; Comatulida; Comatulidae. The coding region runs from base 1 to 1866 and encodes 621 amino acids. The record is from RefSeq and is a predicted model, not a curated record.